AUACACUAUAUUGCCAAAAGUUUUGGGACACCCCUCCAAAUAAUUGGAUUCAGGUGUUCCAAUCACCUCCAUGGCCACAGGUGCAUUCAAACUGCUUCUACAAACAUUUGUGAAAGAAUGGGUUGCUCUCAGGAGCAAAGUGAAUUCAACUGUGGUACCCUGAUAGGUUGCCACCUGUGCAAGUCCAUCCUCAAAAUUUCCUUGCUACUAAAUAUUUCAUGGUCAACUGUUAGUGCUAUUGUGAUAAAGUGGAAGCAACUUGGAACAACAGCAACUCAGCCACAAAGUAGUAGGCCAUGUAAAAUGACAGAGCGGGGUCAGCGCAUGCUGAAGUGCACAGUGUGCAGAAGUCACCAACUGUCUGCAGAGUCAAUAACAAAAGACCUCAAAAUUUCAUCUGGCCUUCAGAUUAGCACAACAACAGUGCAUAUAGAGCUUCAUGGAAUUGGUUUCCAUGACUGAGCAACUGCAUCCAAGCCUUACAUCACGAAGUGCAAUGCAAAGGGUCGGAUGCAGUGGUGAAAAGCAUGCCACCACUGAUCUCUAG
Staurois parvus is the source of this 547-nucleotide messenger RNA. The record is from the annotation of a GenBank genome assembly. Lineage: Eukaryota; Metazoa; Chordata; Amphibia; Anura; Ranidae.